Messenger RNA from Paramecium pentaurelia, 719 nucleotides. The record is from the annotation of a GenBank genome assembly. Lineage: Eukaryota; Ciliophora; Oligohymenophorea; Peniculida; Parameciidae.
AUGUUUUUGUUUACUAGUGAUUGCUCUUCAAUAGGCUGCGAACAAUAGCAACCAACAUUUGAUACUAAUCUUUCAUUAGGUUUCCCAGAACAUUCAAAUUCAAAAACUAGAAAUUUUUAAGUUAUAUCAGAACAUUUUGGGUGUUUAGGACUUAAAGAAAUGAGUAAAAGUGUUUGUGAAAUCAUAAAAAAUCAAAAAAAAACAAAUUUAUAAUUAAUUUUAUCAGAAAUUAAGAAAUUACAUCCAUAAAGUGUAAUAUUUAUAUUAUUUUUUAUUAGACAAAUACUGUAAAUCAAUCGAGAAGAGUAUACGAUUGUUUAAAUGUUAUGAUGGCUAUGGGAAUAAUAAAGAAAUGUGAUAAAACAUAUGAAUUUAUAGAGAACUCAAAUAAUUUUCAAAAUUAAGAAAUAAGAAGAUAAAUUGAUAAUUUAUCAAUGGUAAAAUUUCUUAUUGAGUAAAAUUUAUAAGAAAAGAGAAAAAUUUUUUCUCAUUUAACCAAAAGAUAAGCCAAAUUAGAUAAAUUAGUAUUUAGAAAUUAGAAUUUAGAUUUAGACGAAUAAGAAUAGAUCUUUCAAUUUCCUUUGUUAGUUUUAAAAACUCAAAUCUAAGAGAAUAUAUAGGUAGGAUAUAAUGAUUAAGAAGUAUUAGUUUAAUCAUAAAACAUAAUAAAUAUUUAGUAAGACUUAGAUGUGAUAAUAGAGUUGAAUUUUGAUGAUUGA